Messenger RNA from Zingiber officinale, 3030 nucleotides. RefSeq lists its product as uncharacterized. The transcript has 3 exons. The record is from RefSeq and is a predicted model, not a curated record. Bases 87 to 2867 code for a protein of 926 amino acids. NCBI's taxonomy places the organism in Eukaryota, Viridiplantae, Streptophyta, Magnoliopsida, Zingiberales, Zingiberaceae.
GGGCAUUUGCUUGCCAAAAUCAUUAACUUGCUCGUUGAUCGCCGCUGCGUCUCGGUUUCUGGUCUCCGAUUAGUCCAUCGUCGGAGAUGGGGCUCGUCCGCGCUCCCACCAUGCGGAGCGGCGAUUUCCUCGAAGGCAUGAUCAGCGACUACGUGGCCACCAAGUCGUCGGGCGCCGGAAAGCCGCGCGCCGUCCCCAAACUCGUCUCCUCCCGCUUCGUCACCACCUUGACCUGCCUUCAGUUUGGUUUCGCCAUCUACGCCACCUUCCUCCUCUACUACAUGAGCCCCUCCGUCGACCUCCGUACCCGCGCCGACUUCUCCUGGGCCACCCGCAUCGCCCACCAAUGGAAGUAUUUCAUCGUCAAUCCCAACAACGUCGACUCCUCCGCCCUCGCGGGCCUCAACCCGGCCGACGUCUGCGAGUCCGAGCGCAUCGAGUUCGAGCAGAAGAAGUCUGACGACGCCGUCAUGAUCAAGCUGAAGCGCGAGCUCUACGACGAGGUGCUGGCGUUCCAAAGCAAGAACGCCGGAACAGAGUCUCUGUCGGAGCUGCUUCAAAUGCCGUCCCAGUGGAGCCGGACCAGGAUCAAUUCCCCGAGGGUGACGGUGAUUCUGAACCACUUCAAGCGGCGGACACUCUGCGCGCAGCUAGACUCGCUGCUAAACCAGACGGUGCCGUUCCACCACGUGUGGGUGCUCUCGUUUGGCAGCCCCAAUGAGGCGGUGCUCCGGGGGAUCGUGGAGAGCUACAACCAUUCCAGGAUCAGCUUCAUCAGCUCGAGCUACGACUUCAAGUACUACGGGCGGUUCCAGAUGGCGCUGCAGACGGAGUCCGACUUCGUCUACAUCCUCGACGACGACAUGAUUCCUGGCCGGCGGAUGCUGGAGAUUCUGACGCAUGUCGGGGGUACGGAGAAGUACAAAAACUCUGUUUUAGGGAGCAUCGGCCGGAUUCUUCCCUUCCGGCAGAAGGAUUUCACAUUCCCGAGCUAUCGCAAGUUCCGCUCUAAGGAGGCCGGAUUGUAUCUGCCAGAUCCUGCUUACGAUAUCACAGUUAAGAAGAUUGUGCAGGUGGAUUUCUUGUCGAGUUCCUGGUUUUUGUCUGCGGAUCUGGUGAAGACUCUUUUCGUGGAGACGCCGUUCACUUUCAUGACAGGCGAAGAUUUGCACCUCAGCUAUCAGCUUCAGAAGUACAGGAAUGCAGGCUCCUUCGUGCUGCCUGUCGAUCCAAAUGACAAGGAGACAUGGGGCGACAGCGAGCACAGACUCGCCUACGUUUCAGAGACCACCGUCAUCUUCAAGGACGUCGUCCAAGUCCGCGACGAUCAAUGGUGGCGCGCUCUGUCCACGGGCUACAUCACUCAGUGGGCUGCCAUGCACCCUCAAAAAGUAGAGGCCUUCUUCUACGCUCACACCCCCGACGAAGUCAGAGCCCUCGCUCCUCUCCUCGAGAAGUUCCGCGCCACCGUGGGAAGGAAAGCCUACAUCGUCGUCUCCGGCGGAAGACACUGUUCAUGCGAGGACGCCGUCUCUGUUCUCAAGUGGCCCAAGAAUGUAUGCAAGGAAAGGAGGUUCAAGAUCUUCGAUUUAGAAGUUGGAGCCAUUUCAGGCGUAUCGAACUCGGAUGUUCCAGUGAUUCAGGCUGUGUAUUCAAGCUUGAAGGGGCUUCUCAAGAUUCACAAUCCCAGCUUGCUGAUUGCCGUCGAUGAUAUCGAUCAAAAUAUUAAAAACGCGCUAAACGUUGCGUGCGAGGGGAGUGCAAACGGCACGGUUCUUGUUCUUCUACCGAGACCGGCGGUGUCGAAGGUUUUGUGGAUGGCGGAUCUACGACCCACAGCAUUACCGAACUGGAACCGGAUGCGGAUCACUGUGAACAUCAUCACCCAAAACCGUGCCACUUCCCUGCGGCGGCUGCUCCAGUCGCUGCAGGACGCGUACUACCUCGGCGACGAGGUGCGGCUCACCUUCAACAUGGACAGCAAGGUGGACGAGGCGACCCUCCAGCUGGUGGGCUCCUUCUCGUGGCCGCAGGGCCCGAAGCAAAUCCGGCGGCGCAUCAUCCAGGGCGGCCUCAUCCGCGCCGUGAGCGAGAGCUGGUACCCGAGCUCCAACGACGAGUUCGGCCUCCUCCUCGAGGACGACAUCGAGGUGUCCCCCUAUUACUACCUGUGGAUCAAGUACGCCCUCCUCGCCUACCACUACGACCCGCAGGUGUCGCUCCCGGAGCUCUCCUCCAUUGCUCUCUACACUCCGCGCCUCGUCGAGGUGGUGAAGGAGCGGCCCAGAUGGAACGCGACGGAGUUCUUCAAGCGGAUCCACCCCAACACGCCGUACCUGCACCAGCUCCCCUGCAGCUGGGGCGCCGUAUUCUUCCCCAAGCACUGGCGCGAGUUCUACGCCUACAUGGGCGCGAGAUUCACAGAGGACGCGAAGCAGAACCCGGUGCAGAUCCCCAAGUCGCGGACGAACGGAUGGCAGGCCUCUUGGAAGAAGUUCCUUAUCGACAUGAUGUACCUGCGCGGCUACGUGAGCCUCUACCCCAACUUCCCCGAUCAGGCCAGCUUCUCCACCAACCACAUGGAGCCCGGCGCCCACAUCAGCGCCAAGGAGAACAUAGUCAACCAUAAGAAGAUGGACUUCGAGGUGCCGCUUAUGACCGACGACUUCACGCACCUGCUUCCAGCGGGGAAGAUGCCGCCGGCUUCCAAGCUGCCGGUGAUCAAUCUGUUCAACCAGGCGGUGUCGUUAAAAGGGCUGAAGGCGGCGGGUGCUAAGCUGGGGCAGGACGUCAUCAGUUGUACCGGAGGGGAGGUCGUCGGCGUCGAUCAUGGCACGGGUCUACCCAAAGAGUGCUCCAAGUUCUGAUAUAUAUAGAUGGAUCCAUCCAUCGUACGUAUCAAUGAGUUCUAAUUUGGUUUUAGGCAUGCAAUUUAUUUUAUCUACUUGGUAAAAUUUUUUGGUUUGUUGAUGAAGGCGAAGAACUGAAUUUGUAAAGAUCGAUAGCCAAAAGUGGCUUAGUUCUAUCAAG